This is a messenger RNA of Melozone crissalis (California towhee), 2726 nucleotides long. RefSeq names its product phospholipase C delta 1 (gene PLCD1). Gene Ontology annotation, biological process: lipid metabolic process; phosphatidylinositol-mediated signaling. Lineage: Eukaryota; Metazoa; Chordata; Aves; Passeriformes; Passerellidae. Gene Ontology annotation, molecular function: phosphatidylinositol-4,5-bisphosphate phospholipase C activity; calcium ion binding. The transcript is spliced from 15 exons. The record is from RefSeq and is a predicted model, not a curated record. Bases 130 to 2469 code for a protein of 779 amino acids.
CGCCGUCCCGCCGGCCGCUCCUCGGAGCCCCGUGUGACACCGCCGGAGCUCCUGGAUGAGCAGGGACCCCCGCAGGGGUGGCACGGCCCUCCCAGCCCUCCCGACGGCCGCCGAGCCCCAGGCUGGAUCAUGCAGUGCAUCUGCAGGCAGCCCAAGCGCACCGCGUCCCAGGAGAACAUCCUGCUGGAGCAGAGCCGCAGAGUGGCCGCGCUGAACGGCAUCAGGCUGGGCCUCAAAGAUGACAAGGACCUGAAGUUCCUCCUGAAAGGCAGCCAGCUGCUAAAAGUGAAGUCAAGCUCCUGGAGAAAGGAGCGGUUCUAUAAGCUCCAGGAGGACUGCAAAACCAUCUGGCAGGAGUCAAAGAAGGUGCUGAGAUCCCCAGAGUCACAGAUCUUCUCCAUUGAAGAUAUCCGGGAUGUGAGGUCAGGCCAUAAAACAGAAGGGAUGGAAAAAUACGCCAAGGAUGUCCCAGAGUAUCGCUGCUUUUCCAUCAUCUUCAAAGACCAGAGGAAAAACCUGGACCUCAUUGCGAGCUCAGAGGAUGAUGCCAACCACUGGAUUGCUGGCCUUGGGAAAAUCAUAGCCCACAGCAACUCCAUGAACCAGAAACAGAAACUCCAACACUGGAUUCACACCUGCCUGCGCAAAGCUGACAAAAACAAAGACAACAAGAUGAGCCUGAAGGAGCUCAAGGACUUCCUGAAAGAAGUGAACAUUGAAGUGGAUGACUACCAUGCCAAGAAGAUUUUCCAGCACUGUGACAAGUCCAAAACAGAGGCUCUGGAGGAUGAUGAGAUAGAGGAAUUUUACAAGAUACUGACAGAGAGGAAGGAAAUAGACAGCAUCUUCCAAAUGUACUCGGACCCAGAGGGGUUCAUGUCCUGCCAGAACCUGGUGAGGUUUCUCUAUGAGGUGCAGCAGGAAGAAGAUGCUGUUGUUGCUGCCCCUGCCUUAAUUCAGAGAUAUGAGCCCAACGAAAGAGCCAAGAGGGGCAAUGCCAUGACCAAGGAUGGCUUCCUGAUGUACCUGCUGUCAGAUGAGGGGAACAUCUUCAACCCCUCCCACAGGAAAGUUUACCAGGACAUGACCCAACCUCUCAGCCACUACCUGGUGUCAUCCUCACACAACACCUAUCUCAUGGAAGACCAGAUCACAGGGCCAAGCAGCACUGAGGCCUAUAUCAGAGCCCUGACCAAAGGCUGUCGCUGUGUGGAGCUGGAUUGCUGGGACGGCCCCAACUCGGAGCCCGUCAUUUAUCACGGCUACACCCUCACCUCUAAGAUCCUCUUCAGUGAUGUCAUUAAGGCCAUCAAGAACUAUGCAUUCCAAACCUCCCCGUACCCUGUCAUCAUCUCCCUGGAGAACCACUGCAGCGUGGAGCAGCAGAAGGUCAUGGCCCAGCACAUGACCACCAUCCUGCAGGACAUGCUCUUGGUCGCCCCAGUCGAUGGAAACAAAUCCCAGUUCCCCUCCCCAGAGCAAUUGAAAGGGAAGAUCCUGGUGAAAGGCAAGAAGCUGAGCAGGCAGGAGGACCCCACCAAUGGGAACAACAACCUGGAGGCUGAGGAUGUCUCUGAUGAAGAUGAAGCAGCUGAAAUUGAAGAUGAGUCUGUGAAGACCAAGGUAGAGCAGAAGGGAAAGAGUGACACCUUGAAGCUGGCCAAGGAGCUGUCAGACACAGUUGUCUACUGCAAGAGUGUCCACUUUGAGGGCUUUGAUGACCCCAACCAUCCUCGGGCUUUCUACGAGAUGUCGUCGUUCUCGGAGAGCAAAGCUCUGAAACUGGCCCAGGAGUCUGGAACCAGUUUUAUCCAUCACAACAUCAGGCACCUGAGCCGUAUCUACCCCGCAGGCUGGAGGACGGAUUCUUCCAACUACAGCCCCGUGGACCUGUGGAAUGUUGGCUGCCAGAUUGUUGCCCUGAAUUUCCAGACAGCAGGCACAGAAAUGGAUGUGUACCAGGGCCGCUUCCAGGACAAUGGGUUUUCUGGCUAUGUCCUAAAGCCAGAAUUCCUCCGGGAUGAACAAACCAAAUUCAAUCCAAAAUCCAUCACAGAAGGAACAUGGGGGACAAAGAAGAAGCUGCUGCUUAGAAUAAUCUCUGGCCAGCAGCUGCCAAAGGUGAACAAAAGCAAGAACUCCAUUGUGGAUCCCAAGGUGACGAUAGAGAUCCACGGGGUCCAGCAAGACAACAACAAGAAGCAGACCAAAGUCAUCGAGAACAACGGCUUUAACCCAAACUGGAAUGAAGAGUUUACAUUUGACAUAGAGAUCCCUGCACUCACCCUGGUCCGGUUUGUGGUGGAGGACUUUGACAUGUCGACCAAGAAUGACUUCAUUGGGCAGUACACCCUUCCCUUCACGAGUCUGAAGCAAGGUUAUCGCCACAUCCAUCUCCUGACCAAGAACGGAGACCCCUACUCCUCCUCCACCCUCUUUGUCUUCGUCAACAUCCAGGACUGUGAGUAGCAGCCUGGCUCCCCCAGGCCACAGAGAGCCUCCCUACAGACCUGGAAGGAAUUCAGCGUGUGAGAGCCCUGCCAGUGCCAGGGUCAGUCCCCAGCACCUGCCCUGGAGCAGCACUCGGUGCUCCAUAGGAUCCCUGGUGUGAGACAGCCAUCAACCUUCUCCCUGCUGCUGGAAACAUCCUGAUGCUGCUGAUGAGAUUAAUCCUUUUGUACCUGUUCAACCGACCCAGCUGUGGUUUUAGUUCACUUUAUUUCCAU